AUAGCGUCACUGCAAAUGGAGACAAAGUCUGGCGCGGGGAUUAAUGAUCAUUGGAUGAAAAGUAUGAUGGAACCGGCCGGCAGCGAGAAACAGGUACAGAACGAUAAUAGAUCAUCUGUGAAGCGCGAGAAAAUGGCAGAGGCGUACAACGGACAAGACAAUAACAUGCCUUACGAGAUAAAGCAACAGAACGAGGGGAGGUAUCGCUGUGAUGUCUGUGAUUUAGCGUUCGAGGGCAUGGAGUAUUUGAUGUUGCAUAAAAAAUUUCACGGGAACGAUAAAGAUACGCCGACGAUCGAACCCGAGCCCCCGGUCGUAAAGGAGGGCCCGAAGAAGCGUCGUAAGUUUAAAUGUGACCAGUGCGAUGUGAAAGUUAACUCGCAGUACCAUCUCGACAUCCACCGCAGCAAGCACGAAGGUAACGCCUCCAAAAAGUACAUAUGUCAGGUAUGCGACCGUAGUUUUGUGGCAGCUCAGUUUCUCAAAUCUCACAUGCAGUCCCACUCCGCGACGAGUACGAUAAACUGCGAGAUAUGCAAUAAAAAUUUCACUGGCCAAGCGUAUUUGAAACUUCAUAUGCAAUUACACAACGAUAUAAAAAAGUUUAAGUGUUCGAAAUGCGAUGAGAUGUUCCCCACCAAGAAUUGCCUCAAAAUUCAUAUGAAAAAACAUACUAAAGUAAAAAAUUUCAAAUGUGAUUUCUGUCAAAAGUUGUUCGUAUCUAGAAUUACAAUGGAGAAGCAUCGUCAGACUCACGAAGGUCAACCUAUUGACUGUCAUGUAAAAUGCACGCAGUGUGAGAGAACACUGCACUCAUCCUUAUUACGUACUCACAUUGCUAGAGCCCAUCCUUCGACGAUCGAUGAUGACGUCAAACGUCCACACAAAUGUUCGACGUGUGGCAAAAGCUUUAUUGUGAAAAUUAAUCUGAAUUUACACAUAAGGGUGUGUCACCCGGACCUUGCUGAGCCAGAAGAUGAUGAUGAAGAUGUCAUGACAGACAAUUCUUAGUUUUAGGCCUAGAAAUGUUCUAUCAUGUAUUAUUAAUGGAUAAUUAUACUUUUUUAUGCUAACAAUAA
This is a messenger RNA of Melitaea cinxia (Glanville fritillary), 1079 nucleotides long. Its product is annotated as zinc finger protein 525-like. NCBI's taxonomy places the organism in Eukaryota, Metazoa, Arthropoda, Insecta, Lepidoptera, Nymphalidae. The record is from RefSeq and is a predicted model, not a curated record. The transcript has a single exon. Gene Ontology annotation, biological process: regulation of DNA-templated transcription. Bases 16 to 1011 code for a protein of 331 amino acids. Gene Ontology annotation, molecular function: DNA-binding transcription factor activity, RNA polymerase II-specific; RNA polymerase II cis-regulatory region sequence-specific DNA binding.